AUGGUGUCCCGCCGGUUCAGCCGUCGCCUGAUUGUAGUUGCAACCGUCGUUGCGCUCAUCUUCCUCUACAAUAUCGGCUUCCUCUCCAGUCACAAUCGCCAAUGGCGCCCUCACUUCACACCUACGCCGGAAAUCACCCCGGCCCUCGAUGAGAAUGGUGAACCAACCACAUACUGCCCACCCCUACCCGGCGUCGAAGAUGUGCUCGUGGUAAUGAAGACCGGAGUGACCGAAUCGCGCGAGAAAGUCCCCAUCCACUUCCGAACAACCCUACGAUGCAUCCCCCACUUUGUAAUCUACUCCGACUUCGCCGAAGAAAUCGAGGGCGUCCAGAUCCACGAUGUCCUCGGCAACAUGGACAGCGCCGCAAAGAAAAACCCGGACUUUGACUUCUACCACCGCAUCGUGAAAUACGGCCGCAAGGGUCUGGAGCAACACGAUUUCUCCGACGAAGCCAACUCCGCCAUCGGAAAACCCAACAAUCCAGGCUGGAAGCUUGACAAAUGGAAAUUCCUCCCGAUGGCCCAGGAAGCGCUCCGCUACAAGCCGGACGCGAAAUGGUUCAUCUUCGUCGAAGCGGACACGUACAUCUCAUGGCCAACAGUCCUAACCUGGCUGGCCCGGUUCGACCACACCAAGCCACACUAUCUCGGCACGGAGACUCAGAUCGCGGACGUCAUCUUCGCCCACGGUGGCUCGGGCUUCAUGCUCUCCAAUCCCGCCCUACAGCGCGCCUCCGACGAGUACACCGCCCGCGAGGUCGAGCUGAACGAAUAUACAGACCAGCACUGGGCCGGCGACUGCGUGCUGGGUAAGGUCCUCAGCGACGCAGGCGUCAAUCUACACUUUACAUGGCCGAUCCUUCAAAACUCCAACCUCGGCGAACUGGACGAGUUCACCACGGACUUCUACCGAAGACCAUGGUGUUUCAUCGCCGCAACCCUGCACCACCUCUCCCCAACCGAGAUCGAGAGCCUCUGGAAAUUCGAACAAAAGCGCUGGCGUGAUAAAAAUAAACGCAUCCUCCUGCACAGCGACCUCUUCCGCGAAUACAUAGCCCCGCAAAUAGAAGCACAACCCGCACGUACGAACUGGAACAACAUGGCAGACGAAGAACAGCCCUUCGCGCACACACCCGACGACUGUCGCUUGAUCUGCGAGACGCAGACCACUUGCGUGCAAUUUGCCUUCCGCGAAGAUAAAUGCUUCACGAGUCUCAACCCGCGUCUCGGACAUGCCGUUCCGGGCGGUGUUGCGACGUCCGGCUGGAAUACUAGUCGGAUCCGCGAUAUGACGGCGAAGAAGGGAGUUUGUCGGAAGCCUGAUUUCGGGGAUUGA
This is a messenger RNA of Penicillium roqueforti, 1338 nucleotides long. Its product is annotated as glycosyltransferase family 31 protein. Lineage: Eukaryota; Fungi; Ascomycota; Eurotiomycetes; Eurotiales; Aspergillaceae. Gene Ontology annotation, cellular component: membrane. Gene Ontology annotation, molecular function: glycosyltransferase activity. The record is from RefSeq and is a predicted model, not a curated record. The transcript is spliced from 2 exons. The coding region runs from base 1 to 1338 and encodes 445 amino acids.